GUUUUGCCCGUAAAACCGGAAGUGUCAAAUUUGUGAAGAAGCAUGCCGUCAAUCGACGCAGAGCCGAAGGGAUUUAGUUGGGCCGAACAGGUAGAGCAAGGAGAAGAUGGAGUCCUGCCACCUUCUACAGAGACCAUUGAUGAAAACAAAGGCAUCAAAGUAAUCACAGAAUACAAGUACAAUGAAGAUGGUAAAACAGUCAAGAUUAUCAAGACAUACAGGAUUGAAAGAAGAAGAGUCCCAAAAUCAAUUGCGAGAAGAAAGAAUUGGAGGAAGUUUGGAUCAGCAGAAAAGGAUCCACCAGGCCCAAACCCUGCCAAUACUAUAGUACAAGUAGAAGAAAUUCUCAUGCAGUUUGUUCAAAAUGAUGAGGUUAAAGAAGAAAAAGAAGAGGACCCACUUGCUAAACUGAAGGCCCAGAAAAUGGUGUCUUGUCGUAUAUGUAAAGGAGACCAUUGGACUACAAAAUGUCCAUACAAGGACACUUUAGGUCCAAUCCAAGAGAAACUACAGGAUGGAGAUAAACCAGCAGGAGAACAGGGGGCAGCACCAACACCAGCAGUUCCCGGGGCUGCAGCACAGGCUAAACCAGGUGGAAAGUAUGUCCCACCCAGUCUUAGAGAUGGAGCAUCUAAAGGAAAAGGGGAGACAAUGCAGUCUAAAAGAGACGAGUCUGCUACUAUUCGAGUUACUAAUUUAUCGGAGGAUACCAGAGAGUCUGAUUUACAGGAAUUGUUUAGACCAUUUGGUCCUAUACAGAGAAUUUACUUGGCAAAAGAUAAAAAUACAGGACAGUCUAAGGGGUUUGCAUUUAUCAACUUCCACAGAAGAGAGGAUGCAGCUCGGGCCAUCGCUGGUGUGUCUGGAUUUGGAUAUGAUCAUCUUAUUCUUAAUGUUGAAUGGGCAAAACCAUCUGGUACAAAUUAGCCUACAGAGAAUCCAGAUUAACCUGUUGAUUUAGUGCUGAAAUUUGACAAAACAUUGCUUUUCUCAUCAUAGAUUUUAAAUGGUCAAACAAAGUGAAAGAUAUCUUUUCACAAAUAAAAUAAUGAGAAUGAAUAAAAGAUUUAAUUUCUUAA
Messenger RNA from Mytilus californianus (California mussel), 1079 nucleotides. Its product is annotated as eukaryotic translation initiation factor 3 subunit G-like. The record is from RefSeq and is a predicted model, not a curated record. Gene Ontology annotation, molecular function: translation initiation factor activity; RNA binding. The coding region runs from base 43 to 927 and encodes 294 amino acids. NCBI's taxonomy places the organism in Eukaryota, Metazoa, Mollusca, Bivalvia, Mytilida, Mytilidae. The transcript is spliced from 9 exons. Gene Ontology annotation, cellular component: cytoplasm; eukaryotic translation initiation factor 3 complex.